AUGAGUGGCGCUCCUUCUGGUAGUUCCACGACAAUGGAGACCUUUGAAGUCUCUUCUCGAGACAGCGUGGCUGACCACCACGAAAUGAAUUUGCCGCCGGUGGAUCGCGGUAGAAGAGCGUGGCUGUUCUUGGCGGCCUGUUUUAUUAUCGAGGCUUUGAUUUGGGGUUUCACUUUCUCGUUUGGUAUUUUCCAGGAUUAUUACAGUACUCAUGAGCCGUUUAAGAGUUCUGGUGAUACUGCUGUGGUUGGAACGUGCGCGAUGGGUAUCUCGUAUAUGCUACUUCCAGUGGCUUUCGUUCUACUGCAAGCCAUUCCUCGUCUCAAGCUAUGGGCCGCGCCAAUCGGUUUUGUGAUUAUGUGCCUGGCGCUUUCACUGAGCUCCUUUGCGACCAGCACCACUCACUUGAUCAUCUCGCAGGGUGUCGCUUAUGGCAUUGGAGCUAGUCUGGCGUAUGCUCCCACGAUUGUGUUCAUGGAUGAUUGGUUCGUCCAGAGAAAGGGCCUCGCUUUCGGCAUCAUGUGGGCUGGUACUGGACUUUCUGGCGUCAUUCUCCCCAUUGUCCUUCAGUGGAUGCUCAAUUCGUUCGGACCACAAACAACACUACGUGCCUGGUCGGUUGUGUUGAUCCUCCUGGGCAGCCCACUGCUGUACUUCCUUCGCCCUCGUCUCCCUAUUUCACGGAAUUCACGAACCCGACCUUUCGAUUUCAAGUUCCUCUGGGACUCUACGUUCCUUAUCUACGAAACUGGCAACAUCCUGGAGGCGAUGGGCUAUUUCCUCCCAACCAUUUACCUGCCUUCUUACGCCCGUAGUCUGGGCGCCAGCAACAUCGAGUCCUCGCUGACAGUAAUGCUCUUUAACCUCGCCUCUGUGUUCGGAUGCGUCAUCAUGGGCUCAAUGGUCGACCGUUAUCACGCUACUACCUGCAUUCUCGGUUCGACGGUCGGCAGUACCCUCGCCGUUUUCUUGAUCUGGGGCUUUGCUGAUACCCUAGCGCCCUUGUAUAUCUUCUGCAUCUUUUACGGUCUAUUUGCCGGAUCUUUCACGUCCACCUGGCCCGCCAUUGUCAAUGAAGUCAAGAAGAAAAGCACAUAUACUGAUUCCAGCAUUGUCUUUGGUUUCUUGUCUACCGGUCGAGGUAUUGGUAAUAUUGUCAGUGGUCCGCUGAGUGAAGCUCUGCUCAAGCGGUCUGCUUGGAAAGGUGCUGCGGCCAAGGCAUAUGGUUCUGGUUUUGGACCUCUGAUUGUCUUCACUGGAGUCUCUGCGCUUUUGGGAGGUCUUGGUAUUGCUGCGAGGUCUUCCAAGCGAUUCCGGUCGGAUUAA
Penicillium daleae is the source of this 1326-nucleotide messenger RNA. RefSeq lists its product as uncharacterized. Lineage: Eukaryota; Fungi; Ascomycota; Eurotiomycetes; Eurotiales; Aspergillaceae. Gene Ontology annotation, cellular component: fungal-type vacuole membrane. The record is from RefSeq and is a predicted model, not a curated record. Gene Ontology annotation, molecular function: transmembrane transporter activity. Gene Ontology annotation, biological process: transmembrane transport. The coding region runs from base 1 to 1326 and encodes 441 amino acids. The transcript is spliced from 4 exons.